AUGGGGUUCUACGCCCUGUACAGCGCCGUCCAGCAGAACGAAAGGGAGAGCGGUGGAAGGUUCCAGAGAGAUGGGGCACAGCCCCACAGCUCAGGAGACUCUGCUUUCCCGUCCCCAGGUGAGUCCCUGAGGCUGGGGAAUGGCAGUCACAGAUGUGAGGGUCGGGUGGAGGUCUCCUACAACGGCACCUGGGGCACCGUGUGUGACAACAGCUGGGACCUGACGGACGCCAGGGUCGUGUGCCAGCAGCUUGGCUGUGGCGAGGCCUUGUUGGCCCCGAAGCAGAGCUACUUUGGUGGAGGCACCGGCCACAUCAUCCUGGACAACGUGCAGUGCGCGGGGAAUGAGGCCAAGGUAUGGCAGUGCCCCCACAGCGGCUGGUUCUCCCACAACUGCGGGCACCACGAGGACGCGGGUGUUGUCUGCUCAGCCCUGGUAUUUACCUCCUCGGCAAAUCGCCUGACCGUGGUCUUCCAAAGCGACGCCAUUGUCAGCAAUGUUGGCUUUUCUGCAUCCUACGAGGCUCUCCUGCAAGAUGAGAACAACACUGACGCGGUGAUCAGGCUGGCCGAUGGCAGCCAGCCCUGCGAGGGCCGCGUGGAGCUGCACUUCAACGGCAGCUGGGGGACCGUGUGUGACGACAGCUGGGACCUGCAGGAUGCCGAGGUGGUGUGCCGGCAGCUGAGCUGCGGUGGAGCAGUGUCAGCCCCCGGGAGGGCUAGAUUUGGCCGAGGCCUGGGCCCCAUUGCCCUGGAUGAUGUGAAAUGUGUGGGGACUGAAGCCAGGCUGUGGCAGUGUCUGCAUGGCGGCUGGUUCUCCCACAACUGUGGCCACCACGAGGAUGCUGGCGUCAUCUGCUCAGGUCUGGGCCUGCGGCUGGCUGAUGGGUCAAGCCGGUGUGAGGGCCGAGUGGAAGUCUGCCAUGCCGACACCUGGGGCACUGUGUGUGAUGACAGCUGGUCCAUCGAGGAUGCCCACGUGGUCUGCAGGCAGCUUGGCUGUGGCCGGGCCGUGUCUGCCCUCCCGGGGGCGAGAUUCAGCCCCGGAGAAGGGAGCAUUCUCUUGGACGAUGUCAAAUGCACGGGCAGUGAGUCCUCCCUGGCGCAGUGCCCUCACAGCGGCUGGUUCACCCACAACUGCGGGCACCAUGAAGAUGCUGGUGUCGUCUGCUCAGAUCUGCCCGUGGUGAGGCUGGCCAGUGGCAGGAGCAGGUGUGAGGGCCGCGUGGAGAUCACCACCACGGCACCUGCACACGGCACGGGACAGUGUGUGAUGACCCCGGGACCUGCCGGCCACCCGGGUGCUGUGCCGGCAGCUGGGCUGGCGGCCCCGAGGAGCAGUCUGUUUGGUGAUGGCUUCAGCCCCAUCUCCCUGGACCAUGUGCCGUGCACGGGCGAUAGGCCCACCUGGGCCGACCUACUCCUGCGCCUGGUGGGCGGGCGCGGCCGCUGCGAGGGCCGGGUGGAGGUCCGACACGAGGGCGUGUGGGGCACGGUGUGCGACGACCACUGGAGCAUCAGGGACGCCCGCGUGGUGUGCCGCGUCCUGGGCUGCGGGCGCGCGCUGGGCGCCCUGGGGCGCAGCCGCUUCGGCCCGGGCUCGGGCCCCAUCCUGCUGGACGACGUGCGCUGUGCGGGCACCGAGGAUGCGCUGGGGCGCUGCGCCCACGCGGGCUGGGCGCGCCACAACUGCCAGCACUGGGAGGACGCGAGCGUGGUCUGCGCAGGUGCGGCUGACUCUGUGGUACCCAAGGACAACGCCCAGCUCUCCUGCUGGCCUCACCUUUUCCAAGUCAUCAUUGACCGAGGCUACCUCCGGAGGCUGGGCUACUCGUCCUGGGACAUCCAUUUAAAUGAUGAGCUGUGUCGCCCCCAAGUCACAGGGCGCUACCUGAUCUUCAGUGUUCCCUAUGGCCACUGUGGCACCGUCAGACAGGAAAGCCGAGGCUCCCUCAGCUACUCCAACUCCGUCAGAGGCCGAACCAGGGGCCACCCGGGCCGAGUCAUCUUGCGGCACAGGGUGCCUCAGCUCAAGUUCACCUGCAGAGUAGACGGCCCGUCAGCAGUGGAAGUCGUCCCUGGGGAGAACGCUGGCUACGAUGUGUCCAUAUCUUUCCUUGAGUUGCCCCCAUCCCAGCACGGAGGGAACACGGGGCCACACUAUGCCAGCCAGAAGAAAGAGGUCUUCCUUCAGGCCAUACUCCACAGUCUCAACCCCAGCCUGCAGCUCUUUGUGGAUACCUGUGUGGCUUCUCCAGACCCCAGUGAUUUUACAACUGUCAAGUAUGAUUUGAUCAAGCAAGGGUGCAUCAAAGACAAUACUUAUAUCAACCUGCACUCCCAGCAAAAGAAUGUAGCCCAAUUCAAGUUCAACAUCUUCAGCAUUCUCACCAGCUAUGACGUGAUCUAUCUGCAGUGUAAGGUCACCAUCUGCAAAGUGGGGGAUCAUUCCUCCCGCUGCUCCCAGGGCUGUGCAGGGUGGAGUAAGAGGGGCACAGGCCCCAGGAAGGCCACAGAAGAGCAGGCUGAGCAUUUCCGAAUGGUGGGACCCCUGGAGAUCCACAAAGGAGCUGAUCAGAGAAGGACUCAUGGGUGA
This is a messenger RNA of Budorcas taxicolor (takin), 2595 nucleotides long. RefSeq names its product deleted in malignant brain tumors 1 protein. NCBI's taxonomy places the organism in Eukaryota, Metazoa, Chordata, Mammalia, Artiodactyla, Bovidae. The coding region runs from base 1 to 2595 and encodes 864 amino acids. The record is from RefSeq and is a predicted model, not a curated record. Gene Ontology annotation, cellular component: membrane. The transcript is spliced from 11 exons.